CGCCGCUGACGCCAUCUCCGCGCGCCCAUGACGUCACCGCCGCGCGCCGCCGACAUCGUACCCACACGCGAGCCGGUACGGCGUGCGCGGCCGGCCAUGGCGCUGUUCCACGUCGCGCGGUACCCGGGCCCCGAGGAGGCGGCGGCGGCGGCGAAAGAAGAGACCGGGGCGAGCGAGCGGGCCCGCGCGCUGCUGGAGCGGCUGCAGACCCGGGCCCGCGAGCGGCAGCAGCGGCAGCCCGCGCCUUCUGAGGCGGACGCGCCCUCUGAGGCGUCGGGCAGGCGGCGGCGGCGGCCCCGGAGGCGGCGGCGCGGGAGCCCGGAGGCGCCGGGGAGCCCCGAGGCGCCGCGGGGGAAGCGGCGGAGGGCGGAUGGCGAGCACGCGGACGCAGGUGCCGGGGCGGGCGCGGGUGGGCCGGGCUCCCCUCCGGAGCGCCGGCGCCGGGGGCUGACGCCUCGACCCGGCCCGGGUUUGCUCCGCGCAGGGAGCGGCGAGGAGGCGCCCGGGGAGCGCGGCGGGCGCGCCGAGGCGGCUCCGGACGGACGGCCGGCGGAGGAGGCGGCCGAGCCCGCGGCCCCCGCCCUGGUGCUGGGGGGCUUCGGGAGGAUGAAGAGGUCGAAGGUCCAGCCUUUUCUGCCAGCGUGGUUGGCUGAGCCGAGCCGUGUCAGAAAGGACAUCGCUGAAGGCCUCGUGCCCAUCGAGGACAUCCCCGAGGUCCACCCUGACCUGCAGAGGCAGCUGCGGGCACAGGGCAUCUCCUCCUACUUCCCAGUCCAGGCCGCCGUGAUCCCUGCCCUCCUGGAGAGCGCGGCCGGCGGGUUUCUGGUGGGCAGAGGCGGCUACCGGCCCAGGGACCUCUGCGUCUCUGCCCCCACGGGCAGCGGGAAGACGCUGGCCUUCGUCAUCCCGGUGGUGCAGGCCCUGCUGCGGCGAGUGGUCUGCCGCGUCCGCGCCCUGGUUGUGCUGCCUACCAAGGAGCUGGCCCAGCAGGUGAGCAAAGUGUUCAACGUCUACACAGACACCACACCUCUGCGUGUUGCCCUGGUUACGGGACAGAAGACUCUGGCCAAGGAGCAGGAGAGCCUCGUGCAGAAGACGGCAGAUGGCUAUCGCUGCCUGGCCGACAUCGUGGUGGCCACCCCUGGCCGCCUGGUGGACCACAUCGACCAGACCCCGGGAUUCAGCCUCCAGCAGCUCCGCUUCCUGGUCGUGGACGAGGCCGACCGCAUGGUGGACAGCAUGCACCAGUCCUGGCUGCCCCGGGUGGUGGCCGCCGCCUUCCAGAGCGCGGGCCCCAGGGAGCCCUGCGCCCUGCUGCAGAGGAGGCAGCUCCAGGCCGAGACGGCCGCCAGCACCUGCUGUCCGCAGAUGCCCCUGCAGAAGCUGCUCUUCUCCGCGACUCUGACCCAGAACCCCGAAAAGCUGCAGCAGCUGGGCCUCCACCAGCCCCGGCUUUUCUCCGUGGGUGCGGCUCACGGGGGCCCCAAAGACGCCGAGGGGGAAGCGGGAGGGAAGUACGCCUUCCCCGAGGGGCUCACGCACCACUACGUGCCCUGCCGCCUCCGCACCAAGCCACUGCUCGUGCUGCACCUGGUCCUCAAGAUGGGCUUCUCCAGGGUCCUCUGCUUCACCAACUCCCGGGAGAACUCGCACAGGCUCUUCCUGCUGGUGCGAGCGUUCGGAGGCGUGGACGUGGCCGAGUUCUCCUCCCGCCUGGGGCCCGGGCAGAGGAGGGCCAUCCUGAAGCAGUUUGAACAGGGGAAGAUCCAGCUCCUCAUCAGCACGGACGCUACCGCCCGCGGCAUUGACGUGCGGGGCGUGGAGCUGGUGGUCAACUACGACGCCCCCCAGUACCUGAGGACCUACGUGCACCGGGUCGGGAGGACGGCCCGGGCUGGGCACGCCGGACAAGCCUUCACGCUGCUCCUCAAGGUGCAGGAGCGGAGGUUUGGCCAGAUGCUGACAGAAGGCGGGGUGCCCGCGCUGGAGCGGCGGGAGCUCCCCAGCAGGCUGCUGCAGCCGCUGGUCCCUCGCUACGAGGAGGCCUUGGCCCAGCUGGAGAGGACGGUCAAGGAAGAGUGGAAGCAGAAGGUGGCCUAGGCUGGGGCUUGGAGGACCAGAGGGACCGCCGUGGGGCCAGUGCCUUCGCCUCCUUCCCCAAGCAGUGGAUGUCGUGCGUGAGAAAGACGGGAAUUCUUCAGGGCUUCUGCGCACGCAGCCAUGGACACAGCCUUGCCCACGCUCCUCCACCGGAGCCUGGAAGUCGGCUCAGGAGCUCGGCCCAGGCCCGAGACUUCACGGCUUGUUGCCUUUAAACCUGAGGCUGCAGAAGCCCACCCUGAGAACAGCGUUGAAGUUGUGCACACUGCCCGGACACACCCGCACCUGCCACGUUUCGGCCAUGAACUGGGCCUGCAGCAACAGGGUGGG
This is a messenger RNA of Microcebus murinus (gray mouse lemur), 2430 nucleotides long. It is a transcript of the gene DDX51, whose product is annotated as DEAD-box helicase 51. Lineage: Eukaryota; Metazoa; Chordata; Mammalia; Primates; Cheirogaleidae. The record is from RefSeq and is a predicted model, not a curated record. Gene Ontology annotation, molecular function: nucleic acid binding; ATP binding.